GGUCCAUUACAUUUACCGCACAAUCGUUCUGUAUUUUAAUGAAAUGAAAAUAAUAAUUUGUUUAAAAUAAAAUAGCUUCUUUACUAAACAAAACCGAAAAGUAAAAAACGUUGGUCGUUGAAAUGUCAACCAAAUUCAGUAUGCAAAUUUGACGGUUACAUGUUGGUAGGAUACGUCAUAGAUGUUUGAAAUACAAUAUUUCCACAUAGAACAUACUUGGAGGCUAUGCUACAGUAAUUCCCAUUCACUUGUUGCCCACACGUCACCGCCGUUUGCCACUAUUGCCUUAGGAAAUCUCAGACCCUGGGUCUCAGCAUUGCUGUUGUUCUUGAGUUCCCUAGGUCCUUCGGAUUCAACCCUAGAAUCACAAAUCGGAGCCUCUUUUGGUACGAGUGGACCAAUCAGCGACCGUCUUUGAUGAAUAUUCAUGAAUCCCCGAUUCAAACCUUUGAGGCGAGUUUGUCUAGAUCCACAGCAUCAUGCUUAGACUUUUCACAGAGACAAACUACAUUUUCUUAUGAAUGGAAAGUGAAAAAAUCAGAUCAGCUUAAAUUGGGAUCCAUCCUUCACUGAGAUCAUAGAAGAAACCAAAAGGAAGAGAAGGGAUCAGCCAGAAGAGAUGACAAUGACUACAAUGCCAGAAAGUCUUAAUAGCCCAGUCUCAGGAAAGACCGUUUUCAUGGAAUUCGGGCCACCAAGUCAACAAAUUUCGCCUUCCUCGAUGUCUCAUGGACACUACUCCAUGCAUUGUUUACAUUCUGCUGGUCAAUCUCAGCACGACAGCUCGUAUAAUACAGCUUCAUCCUUCCCUAGAUCUCUGGGUUACCCAUAUGUAAACUCGGUCGGUAGCCAUUCCUCAAGUCCUUAUAUCACUACCGUACAGCCGUACCAAAGCAGCUCCACACUUACCCAGACACGGUUAGAAGACACAGCACCAGAGACAGAGAAAAACACAGUUGUGGAAGGGGGCGAGGUCCGCUUUAAUGGGAAAGGGAAAAAGAUUCGUAAACCCAGGACUAUCUAUUCAAGUUUGCAGCUACAGGCUCUAAACCGACGGUUUCAGCAAACACAGUACCUGGCGCUGCCGGAGAGAGCCGAACUCGCUGCUUCUCUGGGGCUCACACAAACACAGGUAAAGAUUUGGUUUCAGAACAAACGAUCCAAGUUCAAGAAAUUGAUGAAGCAAGGCGGAGGCACAAUUGACACAAGCGCACUAGCCAAUGGACGAGGACUGUCCAGCGGUUCGCCCUCUGUUGCUCCAGUUUGGAACACUUCAUCCACUGUUAAAACGUCAGCGGGCACUCCGGGUUCAUACAUCCCCAGUUACACCUCAUGGUAUCCUACAGCACACCAAGAAGCUAUGCAGCAGCCGCAACUAAUGUGAACAGAAACAGUUAACCCCGCCCCUUCCCAGUCGUGGAUGGUCCCAAUCAGGGGAUCAUGGACCAGCCACACAAUGCGGCCCUGUAGCCUGGUCCGUUGUAGCCAAGCGCAGAUGUAAUGCGGAGCAUAUUCCCAAAGCUGACAACUGACGUAUCUGCCUCCUCACACGGACUGAACGCUCAGAGAACAGCCUGGAAGCAGAGACUGAACAGCAACCGUCUGCGCGGGAGGGCAGGAAGAAUGUCUUUUUUGUGUCCAAGACAGGAAGAGACAGAAGGAAAUAAUGAAAUUAAGGUCAUUUAAGCUGCUGUUCCCCAUUUCUAUGACCUCUUGCGUUAAAGAAAGUAUACGAAAUUUUAACAAGUCAGCGAGAGAAUGUGUGGACUUCAGAAUGUGUUUUGGUUGUUCUAGGUUAGACUUCUCUUCACUGUUAAAAUGCUAAAAAAAAUACUACAAUUCUGAAAUCGUCAAAAUUAGGCAAUGCUCAUUCUAUACAUGUAGAUUUAUUAAAAUGCAUUGAGGUGCCACAACUUCUAAAAUUUAGUGUUUACAUUUGAAUGCGGACUCACUCGCACGUACGCACGUGCACAAAUAGCCUAUAUUCGUAUUGGUUACAAACUGUAGUUGUUUUCAUGUGUUUGAUUUAUAUUAUUUAAAUUCGAUGUCCUAAAAUUUUGUAUGUUUACACCAUUCAAAGUGUGGUUUUACAGUAAUAAAAGAAUAAACAAAGAAAAUACGAAGAGCUGGAGGCAUGUGCUCUUUAAUAUUGCAUUUGACAAGAGCAACACUCAACGAAAGUUGAAUUACAGCAGCUAGUCCCUGGUACAUAACUCAACAUAUAGCCUAAUGUCGAAGAAAAUUAAGUGCUGAUCCUUUAAAGAGCAUUUUUUUGAAAAACAAAACAAAAACUAGUGAUGUCACUGCAACACGGACGUGCAAUGUACAGGCUGCUGUAUAUACACAUAUAUGACUAUGGGGUAGCUAUAUUUAGCUUUUUUGUUUGUCUUUGUGGCUGUUACUCAAGGCAUUGUGAAACAGAAUUCUACUUUAUGAAUAUGAAUGUGUUAAGUUUCAUGUGUUUAGCGUUCUUCAUGGAAAGGUUUAGUUUUAUAAUGUUCACGUUAAUUUAUUGAUUUCUAUUAUUAAAUUCUUUGUAUAUAGUGUGUAAAGUUCGAAUACAGUAAAAUAUGAUUUAAAAUAGCAA
Messenger RNA from Conger conger (European conger), 2587 nucleotides. It is a transcript of the gene dlx1a, whose product is annotated as distal-less homeobox 1a. The record is from RefSeq and is a predicted model, not a curated record. Gene Ontology annotation, biological process: embryo development; negative regulation of transcription by RNA polymerase II; cell differentiation. Gene Ontology annotation, molecular function: DNA-binding transcription factor activity, RNA polymerase II-specific; RNA polymerase II cis-regulatory region sequence-specific DNA binding. Bases 620 to 1384 code for a protein of 254 amino acids. Lineage: Eukaryota; Metazoa; Chordata; Actinopteri; Anguilliformes; Congridae. The transcript has 3 exons.